AUGUCUGCCGCUGUGGCAAACGUGCGUCGACAUUCGGUCUUCCUGACUCGCUCCCUUCUUCUGAGCAACCCACCAAACCGUGCGGGCAAACCUAUUCGUACAGAUGUCACCCGUGCUUACCGCGUCUUCACAGAUCUCUCCUCAUCCAUCCGACGCAGCUCGUCCCCUUACCGCGUCUCAACGUCCACCUCACACGUACCAGCAAGAGCCUUCAGUUCCUCAAGUCACGCCUCGUCCUCGCCAUCCAGCACCUCGAUCCCCCAUAUCUCCCUUCACAUCGCCGCCUCCAGCAGCGGCAAAGGCCGCCGUUUCCGGCCCGAUGCCAACACACAAGAAUUCAGCGCCAGCAGCGGACAGUCUCUCGGCGCACAGCGAGGCUCGUCCCUCCAAGAAAAGCGCCGCAGCCGUCCCGAUUCUGGACAAGAUGCCUAUUUUGUGGCUCCCGUUGGUAGCCACUCCCAUUCUACUACUCCGCAAUCUACUGCUUUUGCCAUCGCCGAUGGCGUUGGUGGCUGGACUGACCGGGGCAUCGAUCCCGCCGAUUUUAGUCACGGCCUGUGCACAUACAUGUCGUCGCUGGCUCAGUCCUUCAACGCUUCAGAUUCCGAGCCAAGCCUGAGCCCAAAACGACUUCUCGCACGUGGCUACCAGCAGUUGAUCAACGACCCGGACAUGGUUGGCGGCGGUACCACGGCCUGUGUGGGCGUCAUCGACCCUUCAGGACGUAUGCGCAUCGCCAAUUUAGGAGACUCGGGUUUCGUGCAAUUGCGGCUUGGGCGCGUGCAGCACCUCAGUGAACCACAAACACACGCCUUCAAUACGCCCUAUCAGCUGAGUCUCACGCCGCCGGAGAUACUGCGGCAGGCGCAUAUCUUCGGUGGCGUCCCCAUCGACGACAAACCAGGCAGUGCGGAGGAUUUCGACCUCGGUAUCAGCCAUGGUGAUGUGCUGGUGCUGGCAACAGACGGCGUCUGGGAUAACUUGGAUGCACAGGACUUGCUCAAGAUCGUCGGCGGCAUCAUGCGCGGCAGUGGCGCAUGGGAGCUGCACGGCGAGCACGGCGAGCAGGGCUUUGCAGUUUCGGACCAUAUACGGGACCUGGUCAGUCGGGAGAAAGGGUCCAAAGAGUCGCAAAUGCCAGAGACUCUGCAAGGGAUAUUGGCUGCGACGAUUGUCGGCGAGGCCAAGAACGCAAGUCUGAACGAGAAGAGGGACGGCCCGUUUGCAAAAGCGCUCCGAAAAUACUAUCCCGAAGAAGGGUGGCGCGGCGGAAAGGUGGAUGACAUCGCCGUGCUUGUGAUAGUUGGCGUUGAGGAGGGCGGAGAGGCGAACUUGAAGGCCAAGUUGUGA
Messenger RNA from Cyphellophora europaea CBS 101466, 1350 nucleotides. RefSeq lists its product as uncharacterized. Bases 1 to 1350 code for a protein of 449 amino acids. The record is from RefSeq and is a predicted model, not a curated record. Lineage: Eukaryota; Fungi; Ascomycota; Eurotiomycetes; Chaetothyriales; Cyphellophoraceae. The transcript has a single exon.